Messenger RNA from Microtus ochrogaster (prairie vole), 1375 nucleotides. RefSeq names its product apolipoprotein L3-like. The record is from RefSeq and is a predicted model, not a curated record. Gene Ontology annotation, molecular function: lipid binding. Gene Ontology annotation, cellular component: membrane; extracellular region. NCBI's taxonomy places the organism in Eukaryota, Metazoa, Chordata, Mammalia, Rodentia, Cricetidae. Gene Ontology annotation, biological process: lipoprotein metabolic process; lipid transport. The transcript is spliced from 4 exons. The coding region runs from base 26 to 1108 and encodes 360 amino acids.
AUCCUUGCGUGAAACUCCUGGAGAGAUGGUUGCAGAUCCUGAUGUAGAAGACGCAGAUGAAUACGAGCCCCAAAAUGACCUGCAGGACAAGACAGGAAGAGCUGAGGUCCAACACUUUGUGGCUGAUAGGGAAAAGGAAACUGCCUUGCGUGAAGCCCCUGGUGAGAUGGUUGCAGAUCCCGAUGUAGAAAAAGAUGUGGAUGAUGGCAAACUCCAAAAUGACCUGCAGGACCAGACAGAGAGAACAGAGGAAGAUGCCUUUCAUGAAGCUCAUAGGGAGACCACAGUGGACAAUAAAGGAGACAAUAAAGACGAUCUCCAAAAUGACCUGCAAAACAGGAAAAGGUUUUUGGAAGUUUAUCCUCAGACAAAACUGGAGCUUAAGAAGCACAUCGGGAAGCUCCAUGCCCUUGCAGACAAGAUUGACAAGGUGCACAGGGACUGCACCAUCACACAUGUGGUGGCCAGCUCCACCGGUGCUGUGUCUGGGGUCCUGACAAUCCUUGGUCUCGCUCUGGCACCUAUGACAGCUGGGGUCAGUCUGGGACUUUCAGCCACAGGCUUGGGACUUGGGGCAGCAGCAGCUGUGACGAGUGUUUCCACAACCAUUGUGGAAAAGGUGAGCACGAAGUCAGCAGAAGCUGAAGUCAGCCAGGUUCUGACCACCAGUAAGAACACAGUGAAGGGCAUUGAAGAAGUUGUGGAGAAGAGCACCCAUAGAAUUCCUUUUUCAUCUGUGAGUUCAAUCAAGAACCUGGAAGUCAUCAAGAACAGCAUCGAUGCCGUCCAGCUGGCCAAAUCCAAAUGUAGCCUAGCAAUUAAUACCAAACAUCUAAUGACCACAGGGAAGGUGUCAUCCCAAAGCAUCCCACAGGUGGAGAAAAUCUUUGGAAGCACUGCUCUGGCAAUGACCAAAGGAGCCCGGAUCAUAGGUGCGGCCACUGCAGGUCUCUUCCUUGUGCUAGAUGUGGUCAACCUCAUAGAAGAAUCAAAGCAUUUGCAGAAGGGUGCAAAGGCAGAGUCUGCUGCAAAGCUGCAGCAGAAGGCUCAGGAACUGGAGCAGAAGUUGCAGGAGCUCAUCCGGGUGCAUGACAGCCUGACUCAGUGACCUCUUCUUCAGUGCAGCUCAGAACUUAGGUAGGUGCUGCCCUGAACAAGGCCACAGACACAUGAGAGGCCCUGACUGUAUCCCAUCACAGCAAUGCCCCUGUGGCAGGAGUGCCUGCUAGAGGGAGAGGACACAGUCUGGGGAAGUGAUGAGGUUUAAUUGCUAUUGAAGUUUAAAAUCUGCUGCAAUUGGAUGAGAUCUGUUGAGAUGCACAUGGAGGGCUAACCUUAUUCUAUAACAUUUGAAGAAUAAAUUUAUAAACACUGA